AUGGAUGCUACUUUAAUCAAAACUGUUAAUAGGCUUCAGGAUGCCUUUGCAACUGUUGGUGUUCAGAACCCUGUUGACUUGCCGCAGAUUGUAGUUAUUGGUUCGCAGUCAAGUGGAAAAAGUUCAGUAUUGGAAAAUAUCGUUGGGAGAGAUUUUUUGCCUCGAGGUACUGGCAUAGUUACAAGACGACCUUUGGUUUUACAACUUAUUAAUCGACCGCGCACUAACAGCACUGAGGGUGGACCUUCACAGACAAAAGGCUCAGAAAACAGCAAGAAAUCAGCUGAAGAAGCAGAUGAAUGGGGAGAGUUUCUGCAUAUUCCCGGAGUCAAAUUCACGGAUUUUAAUAAAAUUAGAGAAGAGAUCGUCAAAGACACUGAAGCAAAGACCGGAAAGAAUGCGGGUAUCUCUCCACAACCAAUAAAUCUACGAAUCUUUUCUCCCAAUGUAUUGACUUUAACGCUGGUUGAUUUGCCUGGUCUCACCAAGGUGCCUGUUGGGGAUCAACCGAAGGAUAUCGAGAAACAAAUUCGUGAUAUGAUUCUUAAAUACAUUACCAAACCCAACGCUAUUAUUCUUGCUGUCACAGCGGCCAAUACGGAUUUGGCGAAUUCAGAUGGAUUAAAAGUGGCGCGAGAAGUUGAUCCAGAAGGAUCACGUACAAUUGGUGUUUUGACCAAGAUUGACCUUAUGGACCAAGGAACAGAUGUCGUAGACAUAUUGGCAGGGCGUGUUAUUCCUUUACGUCUUGGUUAUGUACCUGUGGUUAAUAGAGGCCAGAAGGACAUCGAAAGUAGAAAAGCAAUAUCAAUGGCUUUAGAGGCAGAGCGUGCAUUUUUCGAAAAUCAUCCAGCGUAUAAAAGCAAAGCACAGUAUUGUGGUACACCUUUCUUGGCGAGAAAACUAAAUAUGAUUCUUAUGCACCACAUUCGUAACACACUUCCUGAGAUCAAGGCCAAGAUCCAAGCAGCCCUUGGAAAAUAUCUAACGGAACUCGCUCAACUUGGUGAUCCACUAGACGAGAAUGGCAAGAAUGCCAGCCUUGUUCUCAAUAUAAUUACGGAAUUCUGUAGUGAAUUCCGCACCAUAAUCGACGGAAAUUCGCAAGAACUUUCAUCAUUUGAAUUGUCGGGUGGUGCUCGUAUCAGCUUUGUAUUCCACGAAGUCUUUUCGAACGGCAUCAAAUCGAUAGAUCCAUUUGACCAGGUCAAAGAUGUUGACAUCCGGACUAUUUUGUACAACUCAUCGGGAUCUUCACCUGCAUUGUUUGUUGGAACGACUGCUUUUGAGGUUAUCAUUAAGCAACAAAUCAAACGGUUAGAAGAACCCAGCUUGAAGUGUGUGUCGUUGGUUUACGAAGAGUUAACUCGCAUUUUGAAUCAUUUGUUGACGAAACAGUUGUUCAAGCGAUUCCCUGGUCUAAAGGAUAAAUUCAACCAAGUUGUCAUUUCUUUCUUUAAGAAAGCCAUGAAUCCUACAAACAAGCUUGUACAAGACCUCGUAGCAAUGGAAACGUGUUACAUCAACACAGCUCAUCCAGACUUCUUGAAUGGGCAUCGUGCAAUGGCUAUUAUUAAUGAAAAGAUGUCAACAAAGAAUUCACAGGGCACUGAGAAAGGUCGUGGUAACAUCAAUGCAUUGACGACGAAUCCGUUGUUCGAUACGGACACACAAAAUGCUGGAUUCUUUGGCACUUUCUUCAAUUCAUCGAAAAAGAAGAAGUCUGGAGCUAUGGAAGCGCCCCCAGCAGUGUUAAAGGCAUCUGGCAAUCUAUCUGAACGUGAAACUAUGGAAACGGAAGUUAUAAAACUCCUUAUUCAGUCGUACUUUAAUAUUACAAAGCGAACGAUUAUUGACAUGGUUCCCAAGGCGAUUAUGCUAAACCUUGUUUUUAAUGCCAAGGAAGAACUCCAACGUGAACUCCUUCAAGAACUUUACAAAGCUGAUGUGCUUGAUGAGUUGCUCAAAGAAAGCGAAUACACUCAACAAAGGCGAAAGGAAUGCAAGAAGAUGAUUGAAGCUUUGCAGAAGGCUGAUGAGAUUGUUGCGGCGGUCUAA
This is a messenger RNA of Paraglomus brasilianum, 2058 nucleotides long. The record is from the annotation of a GenBank genome assembly. NCBI's taxonomy places the organism in Eukaryota, Fungi, Glomeromycota, Glomeromycetes, Paraglomerales, Paraglomeraceae.